ACCUUAUAUUGUAAUAUUAUAUAAGGCUUUAUAAAAAUAUCAUAAAGAAAAAGGGAAAUAUCCAUCAACAUUUUAAGAGAAACAUAAAGAUUUUAUGUAAGUUAUUAAGAGUCUAUGUGGUUAACUUGAAUUUUAAUAUUAAGGAAAUUUUUAUGAGGCAAUAGAAAACAUAGAUUAAGCAUUUGAUAAUGAUAAUUGGAAGAAUUGUCUUGAAUAGAUAGAAAUAGAGUAAAAUGAUGGCGAAGGGUAUAAAUAUAAAUUUAGUACAUUAAUAUCAGCUCUUAGAUAAUUUGUAUUAAUUCAUGGAGCUCCUCCUUUAGGUAAAGCAUUUCCAGAUAUGAAAUGUUUUACUUAGACAUAUGUACAUUUAAAAAAUAAUAUAUAUGGAAUUAAAGUGGAGAAAGAUUUUUAAAUAUUUAAAGAUCUUUGUCAAAAUAAAGUAGAUGAUGAAACAAUAAGAUUAUUUAUUGAGAAUAUCUAAGAAUUAAAAACAAUAAAUUUUCGUAGUAUUUAAUAAGAAUUAGAUUAACCUAAUUAAGUAGAUGAUUAUGAAAAUGAUUGUUACAUCUGGUAUAUACUAUUGAGAUCAGUAAAUGAGUAUUAUCGAAUAAAUACAAAAUGGCCAAGUUAAAAUUAAGAUGAUAUUUAAUAAUUAAAGGAAAUAGUAGAAAUAUAAUGUAAAUUGGUUGGAGUAGAUAAUGUUCCUUAAUCAUAUAUUUAAGAGAUCUGUAGAUAUGAAGGAUCUAAAUUACAUAUGAUUGCAUCAGUAUUAGGAGGAAUGGCAUCUCAAGAAGCUGUAAAAUUAAUUACCAAUCAAUUUGUUCCUAUUAAUAAUACAUUAAUAUAUGAUGGUUUAAAAAGUGAAGCAUCCAUAUUUGAAUUCUGAUUUAUCAAAAAAAUAAC
This is a messenger RNA of Paramecium sonneborni, 903 nucleotides long. The record is from the annotation of a GenBank genome assembly. Lineage: Eukaryota; Ciliophora; Oligohymenophorea; Peniculida; Parameciidae.